Messenger RNA from Hansenula anomala, 1170 nucleotides. RefSeq lists its product as uncharacterized. Lineage: Eukaryota; Fungi; Ascomycota; Saccharomycetes; Phaffomycetales; Wickerhamomycetaceae. The coding region runs from base 1 to 1170 and encodes 389 amino acids. The transcript has a single exon. The record is from RefSeq and is a predicted model, not a curated record.
AUGGCCGUUGCAGUGCUCCCAUCUUCUUUAACACCAGAUGUUUUACAUGGUAAUCAUUCAUUCGAUAUUCCAAGUGAUGUUUAUGAUGAACAAGUUUUACCUUUAUUAAAAGAAUUGGAAAAAAUUGGAAUAAUUGAUCCAUCAUCAAUUAAAUUUGAACCAUCAAAACAUAUUGAAUUUACUGAUGAAUAUUUCCAAACAACCAAGAAAAUCACUUUGGAAGAAUUAGGAGUGGAAAAUCCUCAUCAAACACCAAUUUCUCCAAUUGGUGUUAGUCAUCCAUUCCCAUUAUUUACAGAAGAGGCUAUUUUAAUAAUGAGAUGGGAAAUGUUUCAAAAAGAUACUUUUUUAAAAUGUGCUAGAGUUGCUGAUCAUUCCAAUACUGGUGAUUUAGAUAUGUACCUAAGAGGGUUUGUUAAAGAUUAUGCCCCUUUCACUUAUCAAGCAUGGAAUCAUCCAAGAACUAUGGAAAUUAUAAGUAAGAUGGCUGGUGUUGAAUUAGAACAUAUGUUUGAUUAUGAAAUUGCCAAUUCCAAUAUUAGUAUUAGAAAUAAUCAAACAAAGAUUUUGGAUGAGACAAAAGAUGAAUAUGAAGAUCCAAAUGAUAUCCCAGCUAUCUUGUCAUGGCAUUUUGAUUCACCACAAUUUGUUUGUGUCUUGAUGAUGAGUCCAACAGAUGAUAUGAUUGGAGGUGAAACUUCAUUAACUAGAGGUGAUGGUAAAGUUGUUAAAGUGGAGAAUCCUAAAAGAGGAUGGGCUAAUGUUUUGCAAGGUAGGAUUUUAAAGCAUGUUGCACCAAAGCCUAGAGGGAAUUAUAGUGAAAGAAUCACCCAGGUUUGCAGUUAUAGACCUAGUGAUCCAAUGAAGGAUAACUGUGCCGCAACUACUAUUAAGCCUAGUCAAUUGGCAGGGACUCGUUAUAAUGAGUUUUAUAAAGAUUGGAUGAAUUAUAGAUUGGAUGUCUUGAAUGAUCGUAUCAAAGUGUUGCAAGACCAGAUCAAUACCACUACUGCUAAAGGGGAGACUUUUAGUCAAAUUGAGACUAUCAACUUCAUUCAGAAUAACAUAGUGGAGUAUGCUGAGCAUUCGUGGCAAGAGUUUGAAGUUGUUGACGAUGGGCUUGUCCAGAAGCCAGCCUCUUACAAAGUUACACAGGCGAGAUGGGAUUGA